GCGGCCGGCCGCGCCGUUCCAGUCUGCUGAGAGGUGGGGCUGGUUUUAGUCGUCGUUGCAGAGCCAGACUGGGCACUACAGAUGAAGGGAGCACCUGCCGCGGUCGAUAUUGACGGGCGCCAGGUGCACAUUGGGUCCGCGGUGCAGCUAAAUUGGCUUGGGUUUGGUACGAGGGCUUGUCGUCGAGAUUGGACCAAAACGAAACCUCUGUAAGGUUCGUGAUGCAAAGAGCAAGGAGACGGUUCUGCUUGAGAGCAGUCACCUUCAGCUCAGAGACGAUGGAGUGGCUGACAAGCGACUGGCAACUGGGGCACGGGUGGUGUACAGGGAUGGAGAAUGCGGGUGGGAAGGAGUGGUAGAGACCAGGUCUGCUGUGGGAGCAAUCUUAGUCAGUUGGAGGAAGUCUGGUUUAUCAAAGGAAAAACUGACGUGGUUUGAGCUCUCUCACAUUGCCCCCAUCAUCCACAACGAACUGUAUGUUGAGCACAACCAAGACAUACUGAAGGCACGGAAGAGUGGACUCCUGCACAAUGAUGCAAUCGAACCACGACCUCGCACCAUGGACAACCUGCUCUAUGAGUCUGGAUCGGAUAAAGAAACGGAAACCCUCACCAAGUUAGCUGCUAGCAAGAGAUACAUGGCUCAACGCAACAGGGGUAAGGAUAGCAGCAGUCACUGUUUUGAGGGGGAAAGAGUAGCAGAUAAGGAGAAAAAACUUGACAACUCGGCACCAUUUGCACUACAGCCAGAUCCACUGCGGUCAUAUCCACUUCCCCCUGCAACUGUCUUCAUGCCCCUCCCACCCAUGAUGUCCCACCUACCAAUGAUGCCCCUCCCACCAAUGAUGCCCCACCCACCAAUUAUGCCCCUCCCACCAAUGACGCCACACUCCAAUAGCUACAUGUCUCUCCCUCUCGACGCCCACAUGAAAUCCGCGUCAUCAUUCACGAGUGCACCUGGUGACCCACACCGGUCUUCCUCACCCCAUCCUCGCUCUCUUACGAGGCUCGGGCAAGCCCAGAGCUCUACUCGUCACUGCAUCACAACCUACACCACCUACACCAGUGGAAUACCUCCCCACCCUUCAUCCAAGUUCUUACAAGGUCUGCAAGAUGCUAAUAUCGGGAAUCGAAUAUCGGGCCGUCGGACAAAGGCAAGGGGAAGGAGAUCUACAUCAACCCUGUCUCAAACACACUCAGAGCCAACCCACUACCCCAACAAAGUCCAAACUCAACAACAAAGAAGCCUGAGGUUCCCAACUUCAUCAAAAGAAAAGAGUGUUCCACCAACGCACAUGUCCCAACCCACAAGCCACUACUCCAUAACCAGCACUCAGUCACAGCGGAGCAAAGACAAUCAAGUCUUGGGAAGAAAGAAGACGUGUUCCAGGGUGCCACCUCACCUCUUCGUCCCCGAGCACUUCCUCUCAGCUGAAAUCUGACACUGACGAUAGCCGACUCAACAGCCCCACUCAACCAGGGGGAGUGAGAUUGGUUCGAGAGAGGGAUGCAUAGUGGGUCAGGUGGUAAUAUGGGUGAGAGGAGGCCUGAAAUGGAAGUGGCUACAGAUGAUGAGGAUGAUACAGCCAGUAUUCACUGAUAACGAUGAACACAGUGAACGAUAACAAAAGUGAUGUGCGGACGGAGAGUGUCGGCAGUCCGCCUAUGAGACUGUGUCCCACGGAGCGUCCACCCUCCUGACUGCGUGGCCCAGAGUCAGCACUCUGUCCCCGAUCAGUGGCUCAGGAGGGAAACCCAUCUCGAACAUGACCCAUCUUCACUCAGCAGUCACCAGGGAUGCAUCCGAUCCCGAUGGCCUCUCUCUCUACCUCACCGGGGAGUACAGGUGUGUCGUCUCCGAUGGCCACAGCUCAAUCGAGAGGGUAUUCCACUUGGAGUUGUGCUCCGAGACACUGGUUUCUGAGGCAGAGGGGUGGAAACUCAUGUUGGGAAUAUUCCUCCUGGGUAAGCAUCCAGACCAUUGACUGGGUUGUUUAAACCAUGCACUCCUGGCAAGGAGCUGUGCCCAUUUGGAGGAUAUACUGACACUGCACAUAGUGCAACAUGGUCCAUUGCUCUGUGCACCCACUCACCCAUGUGCUAUGGAAAGA
Geodia barretti is the source of this 2110-nucleotide messenger RNA. The record is from the annotation of a GenBank genome assembly. Lineage: Eukaryota; Metazoa; Porifera; Demospongiae; Tetractinellida; Geodiidae.